Messenger RNA from Humulus lupulus (European hop), 1983 nucleotides. RefSeq names its product protein ROOT PRIMORDIUM DEFECTIVE 1. NCBI's taxonomy places the organism in Eukaryota, Viridiplantae, Streptophyta, Magnoliopsida, Rosales, Cannabaceae. Gene Ontology annotation, molecular function: RNA binding. The record is from RefSeq and is a predicted model, not a curated record. Bases 117 to 1484 code for a protein of 455 amino acids. The transcript has a single exon.
UCAAGCACUUCAUAUAUAAGUUUUUGUUUAUUAGAAUAAUAUUUAGUUCUUUUUGUAUAAGAUUUUUUCCAUAAGCAACUUUGUUAUAUUUAAUAAUUUAUUACUAUAUUAAACUAAUGGGUCUGGUCGGGUUUGUGGUACGUGUGUCUAAUCGAUUUUUCAAACAGUACCAGUUGGUCGAGGGCGAGGCUCAGAUUAUGAGAGUACUGCAAAGCUUGAGGCUUUGCCAUUUACAACCCAUUUUUUCUUUCGGACCUUUCAAUUCUUCAAUACAAAGGAGAUGGAAAAAGCCAGUGGACUCUGCUCAGACUCGCUUAGAAGACAGAACAAGAGACGCCCAGCUGGACAAAGUCGCCACCCAAAUCAGAAAGCUCAACGUCAUCCUCAAGCUUCACGAUCUCAUGUCGCAGCGGAAGCGCGGUCCUUUUGUGUCCGUACAGAUUAUGUCUCGAUGGAGGCAUCUUGUGGGGAUCAACAUUGGGAUUGGGGAGUUUCUUCAUAAGGUCCCCCAUGUGUUCGACUUAUUUACUCACCCGGUAAGGCGAAACUUGUGCUGUAGGUUUACUGAUAAAAUGCUUAAUUUGGUGAAUGAGGAGGAAAAUGUUGUGAGAAAGGGAGAAAUGGAGGCUGUACGUCGGGUGAAAAAGCUUUUGAUGAUGUCUGUGAAUGGAAAACUGCGUGUUCAUGCUUUGAGAUUGGUUAGGAGAGAGUUGGGUUUGCCUGAGGAUUUCAGGGAAUCAAUCCUUUCUAAGUACUCGAAAGAGUUCAAGCUUGUUGACUUGGAGGUUGUGGAAUUAGUUGGUGAUGGAGAUGAAGAGUUGGGUUUGGCUGAAGUCGAGAAAUGGAGAGAGAAAGAGUAUAGAGAGAAGUGGUUGAGUGAGUUUGAGACAAAGUAUGCCUUCCCCAUCAGUUUCCCAACAGGGUAUAAGAUUGAGAGUGGGUAUAGAGACAAGUUGAAGAAUUGGCAAAGGCUUCCUUUUGUGAAGCCUUAUGAGACGAAAGAAGUGCCUCGAGUCCGCUCUUGUGGAGGCAUUGAGCGGUAUGAGAAAAGAGCUGUUGGCAUUCUUCAUGAGUUCUUGUGUCUGACAGUGGAGAAAAUGGUUGAGGUUGAAAGAUUAGCACAUUUCCAAAGGGAUUUCUCCCUGGGUGUUAAUGUCCGUGAACUGCUUUUAAAGCACCCUGGAAUAUUUUACAUAUCAACCAAAGGGAGUGGACAAAGAGUUUUUCUUAGAGAAGCAUAUAGUAAGGGAUGUUUGGUUGAACCCAAUCGAAUAUAUGUUGCUCGGAGAAACAUAUUGCACCUUAUAUUGGUAGGGUUUCGCUAUACAAGAGAAUUGAAUGCUCCGGAUGGUAGAGAAAAUAAUGACAAUGUAGUAUGUGGAGUGAAGAAUGAUGUUAAAGGAGAUGAAGAUUGGAUUAUACCAAUGUUAGAGAGAUUGAAUCAUGAGAAUACCAAUGAUAUAGUCUUAAAAGACAUUGAAUGAAAAUAACAAUUAUCUCCUUUGGCCGCUGAAGUCCAAGCUAUUUGAGAUGCUACUAGGCAUGGAAAGAAGCUGGGAACCAGCAAGUUUUUCAUCAACUCUGAUUGCCUUCAAGCAGUAAAACUCUUGAAUCAGUCGCUGCUCUUUAAUGGGGAUCCGCUGAACGUGUUGGUGGACAUGGAAUUGUGAUUUCUUGGGGUUCUUCUUCACACCGAGAGGCGAGAGCUGCUCAUAACAUUGCAAAAUAUGUUGUCUUUGAAAGAAUGUUGGGAUGGGGGAUUUCCUCCUCUUGCUUCUUCAGUAAUUACUGCUGGUAAUUUCAAAGAGUGCGUUUUUUUAAUAUCUGGAAAAGUAGUGUUCAUAUCAAAAGACUCGGGUGAAGAAAACAUUUGUAAUAUGAUUUUGAGUAAUAUCAGCGCAAACUUAGGAACCUAGACCAGUUCUAGCUAAUUGAUUCAGGAAUUUAUUCCUAUACAAACUAUAAUAUUGCUUAAUUAGAUGA